UUGUGUUUGGAGAUUUUAGCUCGCCGGUCGUAGAUCACGGCGCCGCGGACCGCUGAUCGAGGAGUGGAGGCGAGGCCUGCUGGAGAGCACGUGCCUUUGCACAGCGACGAGGACGGAGAGCCGGUUCCGCAGCGAUGGCGGCGAACGUGGCGGCGGAGCUGGACUCGGACGAUGACAACUCGUCCGGCUCGAGCGUGGGCAUGCCGGUGAGUGCUUUCCCGUCCCAGAGACCUGCGCGCGCAUCCCCGCGGGCCGCCGCGCGGACCCGCACCGUGCUGGCGAGCAGCGGUCCCGCGGCCGCGGCCCGACCUUGUCCCGGCCGGCCGCGCCGCGCCGCGCGCCGCCGGCCCUCCCCGCGCCGUCGACGUACGAGACGCACGAGAGGGCAGCACGCACGCAAAACGCCGACGCGCCGCCCCCCGCAGACCCUCGAGGACCAGGAGGACGCGCCGCCGCCGGCCCAGCCCGCGGCCGCGGCCGGCGGCGGCGACGGCGGCGGCGCCAAACAAAACAGGGCCGAGAAGAAGAACCGCAAGGCCAUGCAGAAGCUGGGGAUGAAGGCCGUGCCCGACGUCGUGCGCGUGACGGUCAAGAAGAGCAAGAACAUCUUGUUCGCGAUCGGCCACCCCGACGUGUUCAAGAGCGCGACGUCGGACACGUACGUCGUCUUCGGCGAGGCGAAGAUCGAGGACCUGAGCGCCCAGGCGCAGCAGCAGGCGGCGUCGCAGUUCCAGGCCGCGCAGGCGAGCAUGGGCUCCGGGGCCGCGGCCGCGGCCGCGCCGCCGACGAUCCCCGAGGAGGACGAGGGCGGCGACCUCGACGAGAGCGGGUUGGAGCCCAAGGACGUCGAGCUCGUCAUGUCCCAGGCGUCCUGCUCGCGGUCCAAGGCCGUCAAGGCGCUCCGCGCGAACGACGGCGACAUCGUGAACGCGAUCAUGGAGCUGACCAUGUAAAAGGGGGCUCGCCGGGGGCGCGCGCUUUCUUUCUCUCUUAGUAGACUACUAUUA
Pelagomonas calceolata is the source of this 1007-nucleotide messenger RNA. The record is from the annotation of a GenBank genome assembly. Lineage: Eukaryota; Pelagophyceae; Pelagomonadales; Pelagomonadaceae.